This is a messenger RNA of Hevea brasiliensis (rubber tree), 6687 nucleotides long. RefSeq lists its product as uncharacterized. Bases 181 to 5424 code for a protein of 1747 amino acids. Gene Ontology annotation, molecular function: glycosyltransferase activity. The record is from RefSeq and is a predicted model, not a curated record. The transcript has 18 exons. NCBI's taxonomy places the organism in Eukaryota, Viridiplantae, Streptophyta, Magnoliopsida, Malpighiales, Euphorbiaceae.
UGACGAACGCUUGCAUACGCUUCCAAUUCCAUAUUUCAAUAGAUUCGCAGAGAUAGGCCUCACCUGGACUACAAUGCGUUCCCGUCGUUCGUAACACCUAAACGGAAAAUCUCCCUUAAAGACCCAAACCCUUCUUUUUUCUACUUGUAUAGAUCAAAACCCGCACGCGCAGAGGCCAACAUGGAUGCUUACCAACAGCAGCAUAGAUACAUGAGACCACCGCCAACUCCACCGCUGCCUCCGUCGUCUGCAGAUCCCCACCACUAUCUCCACCACCAGGGAAGGCCUCCCGUUCCUCCACAAUCCACAUGGUACUCCAACCAAUUCCAGUACCACCCACCACCACCGCCACCACCACCACCACCACCACCAUCUUCGCACUCUCCAUCUCCUCCUCCUCCUCCUCCUCAGCAGUGGGCGGCUUCUCCUCACUCCGACCACAUCGCUCCCGCUCCUCCUCCCUCUGCCUAUCCUCAUCCCCCACCACCUCCGCAUCCUUAUCCUUCUCAACUUCCUCCUCCACACCACCAGUUCCCUCCCCCUCCCCCUCCCCCUCCUCCUCGCCCUCACUUACCUGCUCCUCCUUCCCAUUCUCAGAUUCCCCAAUCGUACUCUCAGGUUAAUCAGGAAUGGGGAAAUCCAAAUUGGGGGCAGCACCAAAGCUGGGACUACCAAGCCCAUAACAAUGCGGAGGACUGGGCUGCUAGAGCCAGAGCAUGGGCUGCACAAAAAGCUGCAAUGGAGGAUCACCAUCCUCAGCCCCAAUUUACACAAGUUGGCAGAACGGAAGAACAAAACUGGUUUCCACAAACUGUUGAUUCUCAUUAUCAAGAUAUUCAGCAACAUCCAUUUCCUUCAUCAGGCUAUCAACAGUUUCCAGCUUCAGCUGCAACUUUGCACCAGCAACCAAUAGCUUAUUCGCAGGAGAAUGCAUCUUUCAACUCUGGGGAAUCUUCUAAUGUUCCUGAAGGGCAUCUUCCUUACAAUGUUAGUGGUGGAACUUCAUCUGGAGCACUGACCACAAGUCCAUCUGUUCUUCAGCAGGAGGUACCUUCUAGUUAUUCUUCUGUUACAGGUAAAGAAGAGAUUAUAGACCAAAAGGAUCAGCUGUACAAAUCAUUGCCUUUGCCCUUAUCAUCAUCACAAGAAGGACAGCAUCAUGUGCAACCAUCAUUGCCCGCUUGUGGUGGAUCAAUUUUUAACGAACAGCCCUUUGCAUAUGGCAAUCAAGGAGCUGAUUUGACUGUGGACCUUAGCAAUCAGCCUUUAGAUUUUGCAUCCGGUGUUAGUCGUGAUCAUGAUCCACACGUGCAAUCCAGUUAUACUGCUCAUCAUGAUUCAGCCGGAAAUGUAAGAGGUCUUGGCCAUGUUGCACCGUUACCUUCUAUUAAUUCCUGGACUCCUGCUGUUGCAACUGGUUCUGUUUAUCCUCCAAUCCCUCCAGGUCUUCCAUCAGGGCCUCAGCAUGAUCCUUUAGUAGCCAUACCUUCUCCUGUUUCUGGACAUGCUGCACCACCAUUUGGAAGCUUCCCUGGGCCGCCAACAAUUCCAUCUGCUGGUGUGCCAUAUGUUCUUGGUCCAGGAACUGCACUUCAUCCUACAGCAGGUUUCCCAGGUGAUGCUUAUGGUGUUUCUAAUGUUUCUGAACGCCCUAAAAAGGCUUCUGUGCCUAAUUGGCUUAAAGAAGAAAUAAUUAAGAACGCAUCUGUUAUCACGAGGUCUUCUCUAGAGCAUCCCAAUGAGGAAACUCAAUCCAUUGACGAUGAAAGUGUUGAUAAAUCGUUUGGGAAGGGUGAUCAAGCAGACAGCAAAAGUAUCGAUUCUUCUAGGUCGACUGAAGAAGAGGAUGAAGAUGAGGAUGAUGAGGAAGCUGCUAGAAAUGCAGCCAUUAAUCAAGAAAUAAAACGUGUUCUAACAGAAGUUCUUCUGAAGGUUACUGAUGAGCUGUUUGAUGAAAUUGCUACAAAAGUUCUUCACGAAGAUGAUCUGACUGUUGAAGUUGAGCACGAUACUGUCACUUCAAAUCAUAAGGCAGCUCCAUCUCCUCCAGAAGUCCCAACUCUGAAGGCAUCUGCAAAGGUUCUAGUUCCUGUUAAAGCAAGAGAGUCUGAAACUGAAGAUGUAAGUGAAAAAUCCAGUUCUGGUGCCCCAGGAAAUGUAUUGGGUCUUGCUAACUAUGCAUCUGAUGAUGAAGAAGAAGAAGAAGAUAAUGAUGAAAUCAAGAGUUCCAGUAUGUCAAAUUUAAGGAAAAAUGGUUUGCUUCAACAAUCUAGCAAUAGCAUUCCAAAGUUUUCACAAGAUAUGCAUGAUGUGGCUGAAAAUGGCAGCUCACCCCUGGAACUUGGAAUGAACAGUGGAGGACAGACAAAUUUGGAGAAUGAUUUGAGCAAAACCAACUCAAUUGAAUCCAAAAGUAAAAUCAGUGCUGCUUUUAGUGAGUUAAGUGAGCCCAAGGUGGCUUCUGGAGCCAUGGAUCUUGAGAUCAAUGUUGAUAGUCGAAAAACCAUACAUACAACUAAUGGGUCUGGAAUGAGGUCUGCUCUUGGAGAAAAUGUUGUAGAAGAUUCUCAAGUUAGGGAAACGAGGAUGAAAUCAAAUGAAGAUAACCGACAUGAAAAUAAAAGAAGUUAUUCUGGAAAAGAUAUUAAGGAGGCACAACAUGGGAGUAGGGUAGAUGAGAAAGGAGAUGGCAAUCGUAGGAGGCAAGAUGAAAUGCAUCUGAGAAAGGAAAAGACAGAUAACCAAAAUGGCUCAAAAGAAAGAAUGAAAGAGAGAGGUGAUAGGACUGGAGAAAAUGCAAAGGAAUCUGAAUCAAGAAAAAGAUCUUCUCAUCUUGAUGUCAAGGAGGAUAGGAAAGAAGCAGAGAAACUUCAAAGAUCAAGUGCCAAAGAGGAUAACAGAAAAAGAGGACGAGUGAAGGAUAAGGAGGAAGAUAGAGCAAGACAUAAACGCGCUAGUGACUCAAGCAGGCAUAAGAGAAGACGUUCCUCUUCAACCAGCAGUAGGGGUAGAAACAGCAAGGACAAUGAUUCAAGCGCUGAAGUAUCAGAUGAUUCUAAGAGAAAGCUACAUUCAAGAAAGCGGAACUUAUCACCUUCACCCGUCAGGUCUAGGAGAAGACAAGUUUCGCGGUCACCUCAUAGCAAGCAUUCUCAGCGCAGGCAUUCUCCCUACUCUUCUCUUGAGACUACCAGGUAUUUUGCCCUGCAAUCUUUAAGAUUAAGAUUGUAUGGGAAGGAGGUCAAGUGUUUUUCUUCCAUUUCUUUUCAGUUAAAGUUUCACCUUUUUCUCUCUGUCUCACGCAUAAAACCUUCGUCUCCAUUUCAACUUUCAACUACAACACCUUAUUUCUUCUUUCUCAACUACUCAUCAAUGAAGGUGACCCGAGGUGGGCUUUGGUCGGUUUGGCUUUAUGGAUUGGUGCUUAUUUGUUUUUCCUUGUAUGCUACUCAGAUGUUACCUUCAUUUAAGGAUGAAAUCCAGAGAACACCCAAUUUCAAUCACAACGAUUUCAGCGACGUGGGAAAUCCCAAAAUCACUAUCUUCUCAGCUCCUGCCCCUUUUUCUGGUUCAGCUGGGGCUAGGCAGAGUCUCGCCAUUCGCUCUUGGCUUGCUUUGUCUUCUCACAUUGGGGUGAUUCUUUUCACACAAGACCCUUCUGCUGUUUCCUUCGCCUCUGCCUUUGGUUCGCGAGUUCUGGUCGAUCCCAGUAUCGAUUUCACGUUUCUUCGUACCCCAUUCUUUCAUUCUAUGAUGGAAAGAUCGCGAGCGUUCACAACAGACAUAUCCGUUUUUAUCAACCCGGAAACUAUUCUUCUGCCUGAUUUCGUUUCCACCAUAAAUUAUGCCUACAAACUUGACCACGAUUGGUUUCUCGUGGCUUCAUCGCAAAAUGUUUCUUACUUCCCUUUUCACCUGGAUGAUUCUGGGAAGCACUGGCUGAGAAAGGAUGGCAAAUGGAUGAAACCCCAGGAGUUGCAGGAGAUGCUUAGUCAGAAUUUGCUGUGGAAUCAUUGUGAUGAUAGAAUGCUUAUGGCAUGGAACAGCAGGAACGUGCCUUUACAUAAUGCAGUGCUUCCUCCUUUCUUGUACGGCAAGGGGAUUCACAACCACUGGGUCAUAAAUGAGGCUGUGUCAUCCGAAUUCAGGUUUGUGUUUGAUGCAAGUUUGACCAUCUCAAGUUUCUAUCCGAACGAUGACGAACAUCAGUCUAUUCUGUCAGUGAAAAGCUCAAGUUUUUCAGAUGCUAAAAAUAAAAGCUGGGAGAAUGUUGGCAAUUCCCAUCUAGGUGCUACAUAUGGGUCAUUGUUUUUUCAUGAAAUUAAUUAUUCUAGCCUAGUAAAACUGGUAAAGUGUGGUGGGAAAUAUCUAUUUGUUGACAUAACAGAAGAUAUUGCUUAUACAUUUAUGGACCAGGGACUGAACCCGUGGAAUAGAAGAGUUCUGCAUUCCAGUACAAAGAAGAAAAAUAUGGCUUGUGUUAACUAUAUCAAAUCUCAAGAAAGAGUGUUAAAUUGCUCACUUAGAGAUCAGUUAAAGGACUUGGCACCAUUAGAAUUUCCAUUUUCCUUAGAAUCACUCCUUUCAGGAACUGCAGAUGAGAAUAAAACAAUUGUGCUUGCUGUUGCUGGAUAUAGUUACAAGGACAUGCUAAUGAGUUGGGUGUGCAGAUUGCGCCACCUCCAGGUUACGAACUUCUUGAUUUGUGCUCUUGACCAUGAAACAUACGAGUUCUCCGUCUUACAGGGCUUGCCUGUUUUCCGUGAUCCAUCAGCCCUAAGUAACAUUAGCUUUGAUGAUUGCCACUUUGGAACCAAAUGCUUUCAGAGGGUAACCAAAGUUAAGUCCAGAAUGGUUCUGAAGAUAUUGAAGCUGGGGUACAAUGUGCUUCUGAGUGAUGUAGAUGUGUAUUGGUUUGCAAAUCCAUUGCCAAUACUUUGUUCUUUUGGUCCAGCUGUUCUUGUGGCACAGUCUGAUGAAUACAAUAAAACAGGUCCAGUGAACUUGCCUAGGCGUUUGAACUCUGGCUUUUACUUUGCUCAUUCUGAUGGUUCAACAAUUGCUGCUAUGGAGAAGGUGGUGAAGCAUGCUACAACUUCUGGCCUGUCUGAACAGCCAAGCUUCUAUGACACAUUAUGUGGGGAAGGUGGGUCCAAUCGCAUUGGUGAUGAUAGAUGUGUGGAACCUGAAACAAAUUUGACUGUUCAUUUCUUGGAUAGAAACCUCUUCCCUAAUGGUGCAUACUUAGACCUAUGGCAGAAGAAAAAUGUGAAAAAGGCCUGUGCAAAGAAGGGCUGUCUCAUUCUUCAUAACAAUUGGAUUAGUGGAAGGGCAAAGAAGCUGGAACGCCAGGUUUUGUCAGGUUUAUGGGAGUAUGAUAGUAGCAAAAGAAUUUGCUGCAGAGGUAGCACAGUGCUGAAUUAACUAGGUGUAUUUGAGAUCUUUUCUCUGUUUUUUUGAUAUUUUCUUGUCUUCUGUCCAUGGGUAACUUUGGUUGCAGAGGUAGCACAGUGCUGAAUUAACUAGGUGUCUUUGAGAUCUUUUCACUGUUUUGUUGAUAUUUUAUUGUCUUCUAUCCAUGGGUAACCUUGGUUUUCUCGUGGAUGAGAAGAGAAGAACUUAUUCCCUUCUUCUAUGUUAUUGAGUAUCCUAAGCCUCGAUUUAAUCUUGGUUUCAAUGGGAGAAUACUAAAUUAGAAAGAGCCGGCCAUGAAAAACAAAAGAUAUCCACCUUGGCAACAGAUAAUAAUAUUGAAAUACCUCUGGCCGGCACAAUAAUCCCCUAUAUUUGCAUCUAACAGCUUUUGAUUGCUGGCCAUGCUGAAGGCCUGUGUUCUUUUUUUAGGCCAAGGUCGAGGCUCUCACAAAGAGUCUGGAAGGAAAAAGGAAUUUGGAAAAUCUCCUUUAUCAUUUGGCAUGUGCUCACAGUCGAAGGAUUUUUCUGUCAGGAUAGUUCAUGCUGGUGGGCGAGAGGAGUUGUAUCAACAUGCAGUUCCUGCAUCUCACUUGAUGGAAAAAUAUCCUGGGAUGUGUGUUGCCAGGCCAGAAGUUUUCAGAAAUCCACGACAGUCCCUGCUGUGGCCGGAUGAGAAUUUGUUGCCUGGUCACAAAUAUCUUAUAAUCCCAUCUACCACUGCUCAGAAAUUGAAAGGUAAGCAAAUGGAGAAGGCAAAAGUCACAGGAUAUGCUGAAGGUAAAGAUGAGAUGUUAGAUGUAAAUAUCACUUGGGAGGCGGGUAGAGACAUUUCAGAGGAAUCUAUUUCUUCUGCAAAAGAAUUUUAUACCUCCAAGGGCAGGUGGUCAAGAGACUCAAAAUGUUCAGCAAGGAGGAGUUUUAGACCAAGGAAGCCUUUUGUACCCCCUCUCCCAAAGGCAAGGAUUUUGCGGGGACCUGGGUGGGAACCGAGUUUGACAUCUGUACGAGAACUCUCUCCAUGACAAUUUGAUCUACCUUAUGGCUUGUAUCAUUGUGUAUUCUGGUAUGUGGUCCUUCCAGAGUUAUUUUUGCGCUUUAUUAUGAACAGUAGUGUUUAGUCGUACAAGACAAAUGGAUUAGCGUUCUGCUCCCAAGUUUCAAAACCCUUUUUCAUGAUUGUGGAAGCUGCAUGAACAAUUCAUUUGUAUCUCUUCCAUAAUCUCAGACUCCUGAAUUUGAAUAUUCUCUAUGUUAUUACGUAUGAAUUUUGAA